CAUCCCACACCUUUUACUUCACUAAACAUCACGCCACACAAUACCCAUAGCCCCCUCUCACUCUUUCACUCUUCCAAAGAAAAUGAAGCUUCUCCUGACAGUGCUUAUUUUUCUUGCAUUGAUUUUCCCAUAUUGUUCAUCUGAGAUUAGUAAAAUCAAGCCAUCUGCUAAAGGUGAUGCUCCAGCGUCGGCAAUGAGCAUUACAUCCCUGAUGUCAGCUCACGGAUGCAAAAAUUUCGCCGAUACAUUGUCAGCUUCCCCUGCUGAAAAGACGUUCGAGGACAAUGUCCAAGGUGGUCUGACCAUAUUUUGCCCAACCGAAGAUGCAAUGAAAGCCUUUUCACCUAAAUUCAAAAACUUAACUGCUGAUGGAAAACAGUCCGUUCUCGAAUAUCAUGGUGUUCCAGUCUAUCAAUCUUUAUCUAAUUUGGGAACGAGUAAUGGCUUGAUGAACACGUUGGCUACAGAUGGAGCUAAUAACUACGAUUUCAUUGUUCAAAAUUAUGGCCAAGAUGUCACAUUGAAGACCAAAAUAGUGACUGCGAGAAUCACUGGAACCGUAUUUGAUAAAUCGCCAGUGGCGAUUUUCUCGAUUGAUGAGGUUUUAGAGCCUGUAGAACUGUUCAAAGGUGCGCCAACUCCUGCCCCAGCACCAGCGCCUACUCCUGAGGCUGAUACCGAGUCUCCUAAGCCAGCGGGGAAUAAACACAAGUUCCCGCCAGCGCCGGCUUCUCCGGCAGAUGCUCCAGCAGAUGGUCCCAAUGACAAAGUGGCAGAUUCGAACGCAGAUAAUAAUGGUGGGUUUAGAUAUAAUGCUGGAGCACUGGUGACCUCUGUUUUCUUCAUUUGGUUCGGCCAUUUAUUACUGUGACUUUAUCUUUUCUUGGUUUCUUUUUUCCUUUGAUAAAUUUUUCUGUUAUGUCUUAGAUGUGAAAUAAGUUUGGCCAAUGUACAAUGGCUCUUGAAUUGUAAUUUGUACUUCUAGCAGUAGGAUUGUGUUUACAAGGUUUUGUGAGAGUUUUUUUUUUUUUUUUUCACUUUGUUGUUUCUUUGAUUAUAUCCACUCCAGAGUGAGAUUUAAUUUUAUGCUACAUGGAAACUUUUUGUUGCUUAGGCAUUCUUAUAGGAGUAACUUUUUGUAACUGCCAACCAGAUCUUAUAAUUUUCUUCCAGUUGUGGGUGAAGUUUUCCGGUA
Capsicum annuum is the source of this 1195-nucleotide messenger RNA. Its product is annotated as fasciclin-like arabinogalactan protein 1. The record is from RefSeq and is a predicted model, not a curated record. The transcript has a single exon. NCBI's taxonomy places the organism in Eukaryota, Viridiplantae, Streptophyta, Magnoliopsida, Solanales, Solanaceae. The coding region runs from base 83 to 871 and encodes 262 amino acids.